Molecule: messenger RNA, 1199 nt
Organism: Saprolegnia diclina VS20
Lineage: Eukaryota; Oomycota; Saprolegniomycetes; Saprolegniales; Saprolegniaceae
Exons: 4
Coding region: 55-1161 (368 amino acids)
Source: RefSeq, a predicted model, not a curated record
CUCGAGCUGGUGGUAAGGCAAAGUCGACCACUUUUCUAGAGCGAGCGCUGUGCGAUGGACGCUAUGGAGAGCGGCGAUGCCACACGCCUCGCCCGCAAGCGGAUCCGCGACCGCCGCGCCAAGCAGGCCGCGCGCCAGCGCUUCCUCGACGAGUACCACGCGCUGCAGUCGUCAAUUGCGAGCCUCUCGGCGUCGCUGGCGGCGCGGGAGGCAGCCCGCCCGUCCUCCGCGUACCUUUUGAGCUGGCGCGAGGUGGCAUCGUCGCUUGCCAAGGCCAAGGACAAGAGCGUUGCAACCCAGCACGAUCUUCGAUAUCGCGUGACGCAGCUAAGCCGUCUCUCGCAGAGCCUCCAAACCUGGCUUACAUCGUUGGCUGUCGUUCCCAAGCCGCCGACGUCGCCUGCGUUUGCAUGGAAAGAUGUGCACUUGUCGUCCGACGCGGCGCUGCGGUCAGUGGCGCUCGAUUGGAUCGCCAAGCAAAUGCUCCACGCGACGCCGCACCAAGUGCCGGACGCUCUCUUCCCAAGCGACGUCGAGGACGCUGUGCAUGGUGUGUGGAGCCCCGACGGCGGCACUGUCUACGUGCAGCUGGUCGUGGAGGCCACGCUCCUCGAGGCGGCGACAGCCGGGUGGGCGUUUAGCCAAGCGCUCCCGACGAUCAUGCACGAAUCGCGCGGAGGCAUUUCGACGCUCCACCACGCGGCGACGUCCCACGGGCGCCUUAGCUACAACCGCGAAGAGUUUCCAAGCCGCGUCUCGAACGGCUUGUACACGUGCUUUCUCGAGCCCGACCGCGCCGUGACGCACUAUCGGACCAUUCGCUACGAUGACGCGUCCCCCAUUACCGCAUCCGCCGCCAUGUUGGAGGACGUUCAGGAAUGGAAUGUGAUUCGACGCGUGUCCAUGACGAAAUGCCUCAUUCGAUCUGCGCAUGUGUACCAGCCGUACAACCACCACGCCUCGAUGGUCUCGUACGCCCACGAAAUCACACCGGGUUUGGUCGAGACGUUGGCGCCGAAAGAAGGGACCGAGUUGGAAGAUGCGAUCGCGAACCGGUUCGUUGCCGAUACGUGCGCGAUGCUAGAGGGCAUGGGUGGUAUGUUCCGCAAGCUACUGCGCCACGUGCAAGCCAACCCGGACGCGUAUCCUCGGCCGUACUAAGUCGAAAUUUUGAACAUUUCGACGCAGUUCGUGUUGUC